UCAAACCCUAAAUAACUAUUGUUGAAAAGCAAGUUGAAAAACAAAUCACAAGCAGCUAGCUAGCAGCCGCCUCCCCUAGAUCUCUUCAUCUUCAAACUCCUUUCACGUAUCUUUUUCUUCUGCAUAUUUCUUUUUGUUUCUUCCUUCCUUUGUUCUCUUGCAUAUGGAUUUUAAGAAAACAUAAACAUCAAAAUGAAUUCCACUUCUUUUUCUUUCUCCCAAUCUUAGUAUUAGUUCUGCAAUUUUAUUUCUAAUUCAAUUUAGAUCUUAUAAUUUCAACAUAAAAUUUUCAAGUUCAACAAAAUGGAUAUUUCACCUUCUUAAUCUACAUAGAUUCUUGAUACAUAGUUGAAAAUGAACCAGAAAACUAAUAGGUUUUAACUUCUUUUAUUUCCAAGACAAGACAAGACAAGAUAAAAAAAAUUUAAAAAAAAAAACAAAAAACGCUCAGACCGGAAAACCUGUGUGAACCGCCGGUUUUCCGGUUCUUUCCGGUUUAAGAGCGGUUUCCCCGUUUUUUGUCCGGUUUAAUGAACUAGCGGUUUUGAGAGUCAACCGGAUCGGACAUAGGUCCGGUUCACGGUUGAACCGGUCGAACUGCCCGGUCCGGUCCGGUUUUGACAACCAUUUGAAAGUUAAUGGAAUAGUAUAGCUUGCAAGUAAAUGGAAUAGUAUAGCUUGCAAGUUUAGCUUUUCUUCCAAACAUUAUACACUGCUCCACGGCUCCCUCCCUGUAUCACACUUUAUUAUUAAAGGAAAAAUAAAUAAAUGAGAAGCAACAUUAUCUUAUGUCACAAUCCCACCUUACAAUUUUGUCAUCUUUCUUACUUAAACCCUAAUUUUUUGGCAUAAAUAAGAGUAAAGUUUCACAGCAAAGAGGAGGUUGAAAAGAGGCAGAACCGAAAGUCACAAGAGCAAAACAGAGCAACAAAAUGUAGAGAGAAGAGAUCAAACACCUCGCCACCUCCAUAUUUCACCCAUAACCUCUACAAAUCACCACCACCAUUUUCUAUCAAUAAAAAUCACCAUAACCUAUAACUAAAAAACCAGCAAAUGAAAACCAAAUAAACUGAUCAGAGAUGAAGAGAAGAGGAUAGACACAGCCACCGCCGUUUCUGGACUACCACCGCACAUCACCACCAUCUCCGGCCGGAACUUCCACCGUCGCAGCCCCACACCACUUCAACUCAACGGCCAGUCUUCUCUCUCUUACUCUUUCUCUGUAUCUCUAUCUUUAUUGGUUUAUCCUGAUUGAGAAACAACGUAACGCCUUGUUACUGGUUGCCGGUUGGUCAUAGCAGAAGAAACUCUAGCACGCAGACGAACAUUUCCUAUUGCUCCCAUUCAAUCGCUUCAUUGGAGGUCAAAAUUGCUUGUGUGAGUAAGGUUUAAUAUGGAAAACUGCGACGAUUCUGUUGAUGUUGAUUCCAAUCACGUUCAUUCCACUGAUGGUGAUACAUCUCAUGUUGAAUUGAAUGACGAUGAGGAUGACAGUUAUUCGGUAUCAAGUGGCGAUGAUGCUGACGAUACAUCUCAAAGUUCAGAUAAUGGCGAUGAUGCUGGCGAUACAUCUCAAAGUUCAGAUAAUGGCGAUGAUGCUGAUAAAAAAGAUGAUGAUAAACCUGUUGAAGUAAAUGCAGUUGUAGGUGAUGGAGUGGGGUAAGUAUAAAUUCUAUGACUUCUGAUGAAAUCCGUGCUUUGGAAUUUGGUACUGUUGAUGAAGCAUGUGAAUUUUAUUAUCGGUAUGGUAAAUCUAAAGGUUUUGCCAUUAGGAAAAGUGAAAUUAGGAGAAGAGGCCCUGAAGGUAGUAAAAAAAUAGUAAUGAGGCAGUUUGUAUGCAAUAAACAUGGGUUAAGAGCGAAGAAAUACUUGUGCAAGAUAGAUAGGAAAAGAGAGCACAGACGUUUGACCCGUACUAAUUGCGCAGCUAGGCUUCAUGUGCACUAUAAACCCAAAAAGGAUAGGUAUGUAGUGUCAAUUUUUGAAGAGGGUCAUAAUCAUGAAUUAACCCCGUCUAGGUAUGUGCACUUACACCCCACUUAUCGGCAAAUUUCUGAAACAGAUAGAGCUCAAAUUGAUGGUCUUCAGUCACGUGGAAUUAGAACAUGUCAUAUAAUGGGAUACAUGGUUGCUCAGAAGGGUGGAUAUUCUAGUGUUGGGUUUACAAAGAAAGAUCUUUACAAUUAUUUUGAUAAAAAAAUGCGUGACAUUAUUAAAGAUGGUGAUGUUGCCGCUUCUCUAAAUUAUCUAAAUGUAAAAACAUCUACUGAUCCCAUGCUCUAUGCUGAAUAUGCCGUCAACAACAAUGAUGGACGAAUGAAGUCUAUUUUUUGGGCUGAUGGGAGUAGUAGAUCUGACUAUUUUUGUUUUGGUGAUGUGCUUGCCUUCGACACAACUUACCAAAAGAACAAAUACAACUACCCAUUGGUUAUAUUUUCAGGGUGUAACCACCACUCCCAGAUAGUUAUUUUUGGUGCUGCAAUAGUAUCGGAUGAAACGACAGAGACAUAUAAGUGGGUGUUGAAAUGUUUUUUAGAGUGCAUGGAAAAGAAACACCCAAAAGCAGUGGUGACAGAUGGAGAUGAGGCUAUGAGGGAGGCUAUAAAACAUGUUUUUCCUAAUGCGACCCAUCAGUUAUGUUCUUGGCAUUUGAAUAAGAAUGCAAGUGAUAAUGUAAAGAAUUCAGAAUUUUUGGCAGGUUUUAAAAAAGCCAUGUACUCAAAUAUUACAAAGGAUGAAUUUGAAGAGUUUUGGUCAGAGCUGAUUAAAGAAAAUAAACUUGAACGAAAUCCUUGGGUUGCCAAAACGUAUGCGAACAAGUCAAUGUGGGCAACUGCAUAUCUACGUGAUAAGUUUUUUGGAUGUUUUAGAACAACGUCUCAAUGUGAAGCUGUUAAUGCAAUAAUCAAGAGUUAUACCAGGAAGAAAUGCUCCAUUUUUGAAUUUAUACACAAUUUUGAGCAGGCUCUGGGGGACUACAGAAACAAUGAAGUGGUUGCUGAUUUUAAAUCAAAGUGUACAGAACCUGUGUUGACAACUCACCUGCAUUUGAUUGAGAGUGAUGCCGCUAAAGUUUAUACGGCAGAGAUUUUCAUUGAAGUUAAAGAUCAAAUUAUGAAGGUUGGUGCAUUGAUUGUUAAGGAUAAACAUGAAGUUGGGGAUACGAAGAUUUAUACAUUGAAAAAGUAUUGUCAGGAUAAUUAUGAAAGAGAAGUUGUUUAUGAUGGUUCAACAUUUUAAUGUUCGUGUAGGUUAUUUGAUUUUCGUGGCCUUCCCUGUUCUCAUAUUUUUUAUGUCAUGAAGGAAGAAAAUAUUGACCACAUUCCUAGAAGUUUGGUAUUGUCGCGUUGGACGAAGGAUGCCAAAAUUGAAUAUUUGAACAUGGAUUGUAAUGAUACAGUUGAUUCGAAUAUGAUUGAGCUUGCUCGUUUUGGUGCA
This is a messenger RNA of Trifolium pratense (red clover), 3438 nucleotides long. RefSeq names its product protein FAR1-RELATED SEQUENCE 5-like. The transcript is spliced from 3 exons. Lineage: Eukaryota; Viridiplantae; Streptophyta; Magnoliopsida; Fabales; Fabaceae. The record is from RefSeq and is a predicted model, not a curated record. Bases 1675 to 3240 code for a protein of 521 amino acids.